Molecule: messenger RNA, 1436 nt
Organism: Oryza brachyantha (malo sina)
Lineage: Eukaryota; Viridiplantae; Streptophyta; Magnoliopsida; Poales; Poaceae
Product: S-adenosylmethionine synthase 3
Exons: 2
Coding region: 41-1222 (393 amino acids)
Biological process (GO): S-adenosylmethionine biosynthetic process
Cellular component (GO): cytosol
Molecular function (GO): methionine adenosyltransferase activity; ATP binding
Source: RefSeq, a predicted model, not a curated record
CCCUCGCCCUCGCGCCGCUGCAACCCACCGGUCAAAGGAGAUGGCUGAGGUUGACACCUUCCUCUUCACUUCCGAGUCCGUGAACGAGGGACACCCUGACAAGCUCUGUGAUCAGAUAUCCGAUGCGGUGCUCGAUGCGUGCCUCGCUGAGGACCCUGACAGCAAGGUUGCCUGCGAGACCUGCACCAAGACCAACAUGGUCAUGGUGUUCGGCGAGAUCACGACCAAGGCCAACGUUGACUACGAGAAGAUCGUCAGGGAUACUUGCCGCGGCAUCGGCUUCGUGUCCAACGACGUGGGGCUUGAUGCUGAGCACUGCAAGGUGCUCGUCAACAUCGAGCAGCAGUCCCCUGACAUUGCGCAGGGUGUCCAUGGGCACUUCACCAAGCGCCCCGAGGAGAUCGGCGCCGGCGAUCAGGGCCAUAUGUUUGGAUAUGCGACCGACGAGACCCCCGAGCUGAUGCCGCUCAGCCAUGUUCUUGCCACGAAGCUCGGCGCCCGCCUCACCGAGGUUCGCAAGAACGGGGCAUGCCCGUGGCUGAGGCCUGACGGGAAGACCCAGGUGACCGUGGAAUACCAGAACGACAAUGGCGCCAUGGUCCCUCUCCGCGUCCACACCGUGCUCAUCUCCACCCAGCACGACGAGACGGUGACCAACGACGAGAUCGCGGCCGACCUGAAGGAGCAUGUCAUCAAGCCGGUCAUCCCGGAGCAGUACCUCGACGAGAAGACGAUCUUCCAUCUCAACCCGUCGGGCCGCUUCGUCAUCGGCGGGCCUCAUGGAGACGCGGGCCUCACCGGGCGCAAGAUCAUCAUCGACACCUACGGCGGCUGGGGGGCGCACGGCGGCGGCGCCUUCUCCGGCAAGGACCCGACCAAGGUCGACCGGAGCGGGGCCUACGUCGCGAGGCAGGCGGCCAAGAGCAUCGUCGCCAGCGGCCUCGCGCGCCGCUGCGUCGUGCAGGUGUCGUACGCCAUCGGCGUGCCGGAGCCGCUCUCCGUGUUCGUCGACACGUACGGCACGGGCAGGAUCCCCGACAGGGAGAUCCUCAGGGUCGUCGCCGACAACUUCGACUUCAGGCCAGGCAUGAUCAUCGUGGACCUCGACCUGAUGAGGGGCGGCAAUGGCCGCUACCUGAAGACGGCGGCGUACGGGCACUUCGGGAGGGAGGACCCUGACUUUACCUGGGAGGUGGUGAAGCCCCUCAAGUGGGACGCAUGAGCGAAAAUGCCUUUGCAGCCGGAUGCAUUUCCAUUAAUUCUGGAAGCGUUUUUAUCCACAAAAUCUGAACUUAAUCAGAUCAUCACUAUCUACAUGUCUAUUUUCACUGCCUUAGUAGCAGGUAUGUGUAAGGUCUUAUACGUGUUCUUGUGUUGAAAAAACUUGUAUGGUGAUGAAAGGAUGAAACUACCCAAGGGAUGAAACCUUUCUACUC